GCGAAGCGGCGGGCGUCUGAGCCAGGCGGACAGCAGCGCUGUGCGGGAGCCGGUCAGUCCGAGGGGAGGGAAACUGGCCAGGGUCUGGGGCCUGGGAGCGCAUACCCCCUGCCGGCUCCCCGCCCGCCUCUUCUCGGACAGACCUGCUGCCCAGAGAGCGCAGAAGCAGGGGCUUGGGCCCUCGCCCACCGGCCCGAAGGGACCCGCUGCCUCCAGCCAUCGGAGACCGCUGGAGCCCGCAACAGGGGGCAGCAUGGAGGGGGAGCCCUCCCAGCCUCCCAACAGCAGUUGGCCCCUAAGUCAGAAUGGGACUAACGCUGAGGCCACCCUGGCUGCGAACCUCACCUUCUCCUCCUACUACCAGCACACCUCCCCUGUGGCAGCCAUGUUCAUUGUGGCCUAUGCCCUCAUCUUCCUGCUCUGCAUGGUGGGCAACGCCCUGGUCUGUUUCAUCGUGCUCAAGAACCGGCACAUGCGCACCGUCACCAACAUGUUCAUCCUCAACCUGGCUGUCAGUGACCUGCUGGUGGGCAUCUUCUGCAUGCCCACCACCCUUGUGGACAACCUCAUCACUGGGUGGCCCUUCGACAAUGCCACAUGCAAGAUGAGCGGCUUGGUACAGGGUAUGUCUGUGUCAGCUUCCGUUUUCACGCUGGUGGCCAUCGCUGUGGAAAGGUUCCGCUGCAUCGUGCACCCUUUCCGCGAGAAGCUGACCCUGCGGAAGGCGCUGGUCACCAUCGCCAUCAUCUGGGCCCUGGCGCUGCUCAUCAUGUGUCCCUCGGCCGUCACGCUGACCGUCACCCGUGAGGAGCACCACUUCAUGGUGGACGCCCGUAACCGCUCCUACCCUCUCUACUCGUGCUGGGAGGCCUGGCCCGAGAAGGGCAUGCGCAGGGUCUACACCACCGUGCUCUUCUCGCACAUCUACCUGGCACCGCUGGCGCUCAUCGUGAUCAUGUACGCCCGCAUCGCGCGCAAGAUCUGCCAGGCCCCGGGCCCGGCCCGCGGGGACGAGGAGGCGGCUGACCCGCGCGCGGCGCGGCGCAGGGCGCGCGUGGUGCACAUGCUGGUCAUGGUGGCGCUCUUCUUCACGCUGUCCUGGCUGCCGCUCUGGUCGCUGCUGCUGCUCAUCGACUACGGGCAGCUCAGCGCGCCGCAGCUGCACCUGAUCACGGUCUACGCUUUCCCCUUCGCGCACUGGCUGGCCUUCUUCAACAGCAGCGCCAACCCCAUCAUCUACGGCUACUUCAACGAGAACUUCCGCCGCGGCUUCCAGGCCGCCUUCCGCGCCCGCCUCUGCCCGCGCCCGUGGGGGAGCCACCAGGGGGCCUACUCCGAGCGGCCCGCGCCUCUGAGCAGGCGGGUCUUCGUGACGGUGCGGCCCAGCGACUCGGGGCAGCCCUCUGAGUCGGGCCUGAGCAGUGGGGCCCCCAGGCCCGGCCGCCUCCCGCUGCGGAAUGCGCGGGUGACCCACCGCGGCUUGCCGGGGGAAGGGCCCGGCUGCUCCCACCUGCCCGUCACCAUUCCAGCCUGGGAUAUCUGAGGUGGUCCAGGGAGGGCGGGCCCCUGCCUGGGGGCCCCAACUGGACGCGAGAUACACGCAUGCGACAUUGGCAGGGCGUGGUUAGGAGGGGAUGCAUGGUGCCGCCCUCUCCAGAGCCAGGCAGCGGUGGGCAGCUGCUGGUGAUGUCUUCCCUGCUGCGUUCACCCUCAGCACAGGGAAAUGCGGAGGACAGGAAGGAGCCAAUUUGCCCCAAAACCUGUCUGUGUGGUGGGCUUGACAAACUUCAUCUCAUUCAAUUGUCACAACGCUUUGGAGAUAGGUUUUCUUCUCCUCCUGCAGAUGCAAAAACUGAGGCCUGGAGGGGAGACGUGACUCGUCCAAAGUUCUCAGGUGGAAAUGGCAUGCCUGCCUAUGUGAUUCCAGCGGCUGUGUGGUUUUUACCGUCUCCAGCUGGCUCCAAAAGGGCCGGGUGAGGUAGAACACCGUGAACUCAGUAAGUCCUAAUUCGGCAGCUAGGAAGACGUGAAAAGCAAAGCCGGCCUAUCCCUUGAUGCUUUGUGUCCACGUGUGGGAGUCCCUCAUGUUCUGUUACUGAAGCCACUCCCUUUCAUCCUUUUCUGGAAGAACAUGAUGUGCCCUUCCUGUCGGCUCUAAUGUGUUGGUUUGUCUUGUUUGUUCCAAGAAGUUCCAAGAGGCCAUUGUCCUCAGAGCUGAACAGCUUCAGAACGAGCCUCGGGAAGACUGCCUCAGUUGCAGGGCACUCUAGGUCUUGCCCUCUGAGUCUAGAGAACAGCGGAGGGACUCCUGCUUCCAUCAUCCAGACCCAGGCAAGAACUUACAAUGCUACAGGCAGCUGCAGGACCAGGGGAGGUGUCAGUGUACUUACUCAAAAACAAGGAGGAUGGGGACUCAUAGUAUGCAUUUUCCGCAUUGGGAAACACAUCUACUCACUGGGACUGAAAGUACAAAGCCUUGCCCAAGGUCUCUCUCCUCCCGGCUUCCUGGGAAGAAGUUGGUCAACUGAAGCUGCAGCCAGAGUGCCCUCUGGGGACUCCUGAAGGACACACACUAAACUCCUCCCCCACACAAACGACUUGUGUGCCCUAAAGGGUUACCCGGAGAGCCCCGUUUACUCUGGCUUUCUCCCAGCACCCCCGCAUCAACUUGAAGAAAUGUGGCUUCUCUCCAGGAGACAGGAGGACGUGGGAUUGCCUGAGGGUGUCCUUUCACAGGCCCCGUCACAUGGCAGUUAACUGAAUAUUUCCCCCAACCUCUAUAGAAAGCACAGUGUUGCUAGAAAUUUAGUAAAUGAAAAAGAAACAUUUCCAGGGGGUCAGGGCUCUGAGGUUCUGUUCCCUUCACUGACACACGAUGACUGUUUACUGUUUGCUCCACUCUGAGUUCCAAGUAUAGGGGCAGAAGAAAAUUCCUAAGCAGUUGUACAAUACAUUCUUCAAGUAUGUACCCAGACACUGUCUCAUUUAAUCCAUACUAAGGAGAUUGAAUAUUAUUGUCAUUUCACAAAGUGACUGAAGCUCAAAGAGUCCAAGUUCCCAGGGCCACAGAGGGGUAGGAUUUAGAUGAAAAUUUGUCUUCUGAUUGUUCUUCCCACCCUGCAUGCUGCCUUUCAAGGAACGUAGACAUGAUGAGAGAACUGAAAAUUUCCCCAAAGAUUUUUUGCCUAACAGUCAACCAGAAUGCCCACUCCUGGUGCCCAAGCUCUUGGUCUGGAAAGGAAAGCUAUUGUAUUUACUCUUGUAAUCUCUGAGCUGUUCUUACCCUCGUGCUGAGCAGGCUGCCAAGAGCCAUCAUGACCCUGUUCUAGUUCUGGGGAUGAUGGAUGAGAGGCUCAGAGAGGGUGUGCCAUCCUGCCCCUCAGUGGUAUUAGCUAGU
Messenger RNA from Sapajus apella (tufted capuchin), 3397 nucleotides. It is a transcript of the gene NPFFR1, whose product is annotated as neuropeptide FF receptor 1. Lineage: Eukaryota; Metazoa; Chordata; Mammalia; Primates; Cebidae. Gene Ontology annotation, cellular component: membrane. Bases 254 to 1543 code for a protein of 429 amino acids. The record is from RefSeq and is a predicted model, not a curated record. Gene Ontology annotation, molecular function: neuropeptide receptor activity; peptide binding. The transcript is spliced from 4 exons. Gene Ontology annotation, biological process: G protein-coupled receptor signaling pathway.